This is a messenger RNA of Vitis vinifera (wine grape), 1441 nucleotides long. RefSeq names its product ethylene-responsive transcription factor 3. Gene Ontology annotation, molecular function: DNA-binding transcription factor activity; DNA binding. The record is from RefSeq and is a predicted model, not a curated record. The transcript has a single exon. Bases 375 to 1049 code for a protein of 224 amino acids. Lineage: Eukaryota; Viridiplantae; Streptophyta; Magnoliopsida; Vitales; Vitaceae. Gene Ontology annotation, biological process: regulation of DNA-templated transcription.
CGAGUCAGACUCGGUAUGUGGGGUCGGGGCGAGGAGAGAAAUCCAGAGACCAAGAAAUAAAUAUAUGAGAAAAAAAUAAAUAAAUGAAAAAAAAGAGGAAAAAACAUAAAAAAAUUUGUGAAGAAGAUGAGAGGAGAGAGGGAGGGGUGUUGUGCUGGUGGUGCUUGUGCUCGCCAGUUUUCAAAGCACCUUUCUCUCUCUAAAUCCAGGUUUUCUCCCUCAAAAUAACCCAGUUUCUCUCUCUAAAUCCGGGUUUCUCUUUCUAAAACCCAGUUUUCUUCGCUCCAAAAACCUGUUGGCGUGCUUAGUUUUGUUACGUUAUAAGUUCCAAACCCUCGAGCCCUCUCUCUUUUCUCCAUCACAGAACAAGCAAUAUGCGGAGAGGGAGGGCGGCUCCGACGGCUACACUGGCAACGUCGGCGGCAGGGGGGGCCGGUGGAUCUGGGUUCGUCAAAGAUAUGAGGUAUCGGGGUGUGAGGAAGAGGCCAUGGGGGAGGUUUGCGGCAGAGAUAAGAGACCCGUGGAAGAAGACAAGGGUUUGGUUGGGGACGUUCGACUCGCCGGAGGAGGCGGCAAGGGCGUACGACGCGGCUGCGAGGACUCUCCGGGGGCCCAAGGCAAAAACAAACUUUCCGGCGGUGUCGGGGGCGGCGGUGGCGGUGCCGGCGUUCGAUCGGAACCUUAACGGUCAGUUCGGUGACGGCCACCACAACCGGGUGUACCGAGCGGAUCAGUUUCAGGAGCAGCAGAUUCACGCCCAGAGGCCGACGUCGAGUGGCAUGAGCAGCACCGUGGAGUCCUUUAGCGGCCCUCGCCCAGCUCCGGCAAAUCUACCUCCGGCGACGUUGCGCCGGCACCCACGUAGCCCUCCGCUUCUACCCGACGAUUGCCACAGUGACUGCGACUCGUCGUCCUCGGUGAUCGACAACGGAGACAUCGCUGCUGCAACUUCAGUUCGAAAACCCCUCCCUUUCGAUCUCAAUGUUAUGCCGUCCGACGAUGACGAGCUCAUCAUGGGUGAUCUCCACAGCACGGCUUUGCGUCUCUGAUGAUGAUCCAUGUUUUUUUUAUAUAAAAAAAAUCCUUUUUCCUUCCCCCCUUUUCCUCUCUGUGCUGUUCUCUCGUCUGUUCUCAUGCUUAAAAAAGCAGAAAAAGAAAGGAUAUCAGAAAAUAUUUAGAUAAAAUGGUUUUACUUCUGUGAAUCUGGGCUUUGUGUUGGAAGAGAAUCAAUCUUUUUCUCAUCUUUUUGUUAGCAUAUGUGUGGAUUAGCGUGUGUUCAGAUUAUGAGAUCUGGUUUCUUCAACUUUGUGGGCUUUGAACUUUGAUCAUAUCCGAGUUAGGGUUUUACAAAUCUUGAUCUUUGAUACUUCUUACCCAUGUACAAAAAUAAGCUUCAGUGUUCAUUCUACUGAAAGGGAAUUAAAAUCUCUAGUUUUUGCCA